AGAGAGGAGCAGGAUCAUUAGAGAGGAAUCCCAGGCAUAUGGCUGGCUGUAGCCGCUCCCCUCCCCCUCCUGCCUCCUCCUGCCUCGCUCCGCAGCAGCAGCAGGAGGACAGAGGUAGUUCAGUUUUUGAAGCCGUGGCAUGAAUGAUCUCAUCUGAACCUGAUCUCCGCUCUCCCUGCCGUCGAUCCUAUGACCGAGACGGGAAUAAAAUAACACGAACACUGAGGAGUCUUGCCUCAGACUGGCCUAAAAUGGGCAGAAAUGGUGCUGAACAAAAGCUGCUUGUCGCUCGUACAAAAGUACUUGAAGCGUUGCAGCCGGGACCAAGCUGCAUUGCUAUUGCCUGUGCCUCUCAACAGGAAAGAGAGACAACAUGUUCCCGAAGGGCACCAAGCGCAAGUUCUCAGACUCCGGGGAGGAGCCGGUCUCCGCUGGCGACCAGGUCCCGCCGGCAGCUCCAUCUGUGGCGGCUCGGACGCUGACGUCCUCUUACAGCCUGCAGCGGCAGUCGCUGCUUGACAUGUCGCUGAUCAAGCUGCAGCUCUGCCACAUGCUGGUGGAGCCGAACCUGUGCCGCUCGGUGCUCAUCGCGAACACGGUGCGGCAAAUCCAGGAGGAGAUGACCCAGGACGGCACCUGGCAGAUCAUGACCCAGGCCCUGGCGGCCGCACAGUGUCCCGCCGACCGCCUGGUGGCCACCGAGGUGCUGUGCCGGCAGACGGACGCGGCGGCUCAGGCCGGACAGAGCCCGAAGCCUUUCUCGGUGGUAGGUCUGGAGGAGGGCUACCACGCCGAGGAGGUGGUGAUGGAGGGAGACGUGGAGACGGAGGUCACCAUGUCCACUUUGUCGCCCGUCUCCCCCCAGCUGUCCUCUGCUUCCUACCUGGCAGGCCCCUUUGGCAUGGGACCCUGCUGGGAGGAGGAAGAGGAGGACGGCGAGUGCGAGGAGGACGAAGAGGAGGACAGCGAGGAGUGUGUGUCGGAGGGAGAGGAGGCAGAUCGGGACCACCUGAGCGCAGACUCCAGGACAGGGGAGCAGGUUUUUGGGACUUUUGAGAUCAAGCACCCGGCGCCGCCCCCUGACCCUGCGCUCGAGGAACUGUUUUCAGACGUGGACCCGUCCUACUAUGACCUCGACACGGUGCUGACAGGCAUGCAGAGCGCCCCGAAGAUGGGGCCGUACGAUCUGCUGGAGAGCCUCUCCUCUCACGGGCCGACCACCCUGAGCUCCAGUUCGAGCUGCAGGUCAGACCUGAACGAACUGGACCACAUCAUGGAGAUCAUAGUGGGAUCCUGAAACUCCGAACAUUCCUUUGGCCUGUACUGAUCCCUCAGACUCUUUCCAGACUAUGCACAGUACACAUGUGCAUGUUCUGUAUGUGGUAUUGUUACACGUGGAGAUUGUUGGGAGGUUUUGGGACAAGGUGGGAAAUUAACAGCGAGCCGGGUAGAUUUUUGGGAUCGGCUGUUUGGGGCGUAGUUAGUCUGCUCUAACGGCCGCUUAGGCGAGUCGGCAGCUGCUGUUGGGACCUUCAUCUUUUAUUCAGAAACAUGUGAUUGGCAACACGUAGCAAAGGGGAUCAAAUUCAUGAAUUUUGGGAUUCACGUGGACGACGCAGUUAGUUUCCUACUUUGUCGAUGAAAUCCAAAACACGCCAAUAUCUGUGAGAGGGCAAAGAUAAUUACCUAUACCAUGAUGCAUUCUUAUUUACGUACUUUCCAUGUUUACGUCUGUCAUACAUUCUGUCAUACUAGCUCCUUCCGGUCGUACUCUGCCAUUUUGUCCAUUUCUAUUUAUUGUUACAUGGACUGAGGAACAAUUCAUCACACUACAUGCAGAAAACCAGAACAAAUUGUAAAUCCAAAUCUAUGAAUCAAUGCAUAUUUUCCUAAAGAUUUGAGCAAUUAUGAAUGGAAUAUAUGUAUAUGUACGUAUGUGUAUAUAGAAAUAUAUUUUUUGCAUUAUACAGCUGGGGGAUUUUGCAAGUAUCAUUUGAUAUUAUUAUUAUUUUUCCCUCCCAAGCGGUUUUUAAGAUUUUAAUGUAGCCAGUCUUCCCAUGGUUUGGUAUAACGAGUGGACUGUAACCGGUGCACGUCGGGCACCGUCACACUUUCUAGGCGCUGUUCUUUCAUUUUCUCAAAGCUUUACGCAGGACGUGGAAAUGACCGCCGCUCGCCCGCCUGCCCCGCCGCACAGGUCGGUGAGGCGGCGGCUGUGGCGGCGGCGCUGGUUCAGAUUUGACUGUUACUGGUAAGUUAACAGGUUCCCGUCCUGAUUUACAUACAAAUCUAAUAACAAUAAUAAUAACUGCUUUUUUCCUGAAGCAUUUGGAGAAACCACGGGGUGAUAACUGCAUCAAGAAGCCAUAUUUCUUUCUCUCAUUUGUUAGAACUGCAAAUGAAGAAUUCUGUGUGUUAACCCAAUCUAAUUUAUUGUUGUUUUAUUUAUUGUAUUUAUUAUAUCUAGGUACAGACAUGCCACAUUGACUUCAAAUCAACCACGAGGCCCGAUGAAAUUAUAUUUAUCCAAAUUUCUCCCUCCGUUUUGAAUGCAGUACCUAUUUAUUCCUCACCUUUUUUAUUAUUAGUAAUAAUAAUAACCGGGUUACUAUUCAAAUCACUAUGCAGCUCUGUCAUACGUGUUUCAAAAUGAUUGUAUACGACUCAAAUGUCCUUUAAUUCCUUUUAUGCAAACAGUUGCCUUUUCUCCUAAAGAUGUGGAAAAUCAAACGCAUUUCUUUCAAAAUUGUUCCUUAUCACGAUGAAGAGAUUUUAAACUCAGGCAAACGAAAUGUAUUGACAAGAAUACAGUAUUACGACACGCUUAAUACCUUACCACAACACUCCUGAAGGAUGUCACUUCUGGUCUGAAUGGGAGCUAGAACUUCAAAGACUAAUUACCGUUGUAAAAUGUAUGCAUUUUUUUAUA
Larimichthys crocea (large yellow croaker) is the source of this 2929-nucleotide messenger RNA. It is a transcript of the gene cdca4, whose product is annotated as cell division cycle associated 4. The record is from RefSeq and is a predicted model, not a curated record. Bases 374 to 1297 code for a protein of 307 amino acids. The transcript has 3 exons. Gene Ontology annotation, cellular component: nucleus. NCBI's taxonomy places the organism in Eukaryota, Metazoa, Chordata, Actinopteri, Sciaenidae. Gene Ontology annotation, molecular function: transcription regulator activity.